Closterium sp. Naga37s-1 is the source of this 1995-nucleotide messenger RNA. The record is from the annotation of a GenBank genome assembly. NCBI's taxonomy places the organism in Eukaryota, Viridiplantae, Streptophyta, Zygnematophyceae, Desmidiales, Closteriaceae.
AUGCACGUGGAUCCCAACACCAGCCUCGCGGCCCAGCGCGUGCUAGCGGCGCACAAGGCGAAGCACCUGCACGUGGAGGUCGAUUCCCCAUCUGGCGUCCCCUCGCACGGGGGAAACUCAGGCGGGGUUAUCGCGGCACAAGAGGGUCCGGAGUUCCGCGAGCCGGCGCAGCAGCAGCAGCAGCUUCCUCCGAUUCAGGCUCAGGCGCAGGCGGUUCCAGGCGAAGCGGCUACCGUUCCGCAGCCGCUACUGUCAAAGUCAGGCCGGCCUGUUGUGCGGAUGCUCGCCGUCCCGCCAAAACUGGAGCCGAGAGACGGAGUUCAGAAGCUGCGUUGCGGAAAGUGCCUCAAAAUCUCCAAGUUCUCCGUCUUCGUCCCUCCCGCCGGCGGCGUUCCCGUGCUCAUGCCCCUUUCCGCCUCCGGCCCUCUCCCCGGUCCGCCCUCUGUAGCUGUUUCGCGUGGUGCGGGCCAGCAACCUCUGUCUGUGCAGCCGCAGCCGCCGCCGCAGCAGCAGCAGCAAGGGCAGGCGGUGCUGGAGGAGAAGUGGCUGCAGCAGUCACCGCAAGGUGUAGCCCUCCAGGCUUACCAGCAACAGCCGCAGUUCCAACAGCCUCAGGGCGUGGGUCCCGUGCAGCCGCAGCAGGCGCGGCUGCCUUCCCCGCAGCUCAUGCAGCAGCAGCAGCAGCAGCAUGCAGCGCAGCAGGGUUAUGGACAGGGUUCGCAGGGGCUGGUGCAGCAGAUGGGCGGGUUGAGCAUGGGUGAGUCGUUCAGUCAGCAGCCGUACGCUAUGGCGCCUCAGAUGCCACAGGGGAUGGGCCUGCAGGGAGGGAUGCAGCAGAGCUUGGGGCAACAGGGCAUGGGGCAACAGGGCAUGGGGCAGCAAGGCAUGGGGCAACAGGGCAUGGGGCAGCAAGGCAUGGGGCAGCAGGGUAUUGCGCAGCAGGGCAUGGUGCAGCAGGGGAUGGGGCAGCAGGGCAUGGGGCAGCAGGGGAUGGGGCAGGUGUAUCAGCAGCAGGCUCAUGCACCUGGGCAUAUGCACCCUCCACAACAGCAGCAGGCGGUACCUCAAUUCCAGCAACAGAUGGCCGGAGGAGCGCAGCAGCAGUAUGCCAACUUCGCACAGCCAGGCAUGGCUGGGCCUGGAGGGUUUAUGCCUCAGCAGCAGCAGCAACAGCAGCUGCAGCACCCUCACCAGCAGCAGCAGCACAUGCAAUUCCAGCAGAUGCAGAAUCAGCCCAUUCAACAGCAGAUGCAGCAGCAGGUGAUGCACCAGGGACAGGGUCAAGGGCAGCAGCAGAUGGGUCAUCUCGUGCCCCCACAUGCCUCUCAAUCUCCCGUGCAGGCGUCAGGCUUUGCAGCUAGCCCUCUAUCCCAGAACCACUCACCCUCCAUGCCCAUGUACCAUCAAAACUCAGGCCCUCCGCAGCAACAACAGCCACUCCACCCGUACCAGCAGCAGAGCCCCAUGCAGGGUCGCACUCACAUGGGCAAGGUAGCAUACGGGCAUCAAGCACUCAGACCUCCUCUUUCUGGAGGAAGCAUAGGGGGCCACCUGGAGAGCGAGGAGGGCCUGCCAAGGCAAGGGUCGGGGAAACGGUUCCCCAAGCAGCCGCCACAGCCCCCCAUGGACCCACAAGCUGCCACCAGACGGUACCUUACAGGCCCAGGAAAGACCCUGGCGUCGUCUAUCGGCUUUAGAAGCGCGUCUCUCAACGAGCACCAGAUGCAGCAGCAGCAGCACGGGGGUGCGGGGAUGGGAGCGCCUGCAGACCUGCCCUUCAGGCGCACAGCCACGGAGUACAGUGGGCCGCCUGGGCGGGCAGAUGCGAUGACGGUGGCGCCUAGAAGCUCAACGCUGGGCGGCGAGGGGCAGUACCGGCGCAAGGUGUAUAUGAACGGGCAGCCCGUGCCUGACAAGCUUGUGUUCCUGGCUGAGAGGCGGAUUGGAACGAUUGAGCCAGGCAGCUACUGGUAUGUUGUGCACUGCUUUCUUUAA